Molecule: messenger RNA, 2618 nt
Organism: Oppia nitens
Lineage: Eukaryota; Metazoa; Arthropoda; Arachnida; Sarcoptiformes; Oppiidae
Exons: 7
Coding region: 92-2164 (690 amino acids)
Biological process (GO): proteolysis
Molecular function (GO): serine-type endopeptidase activity
Source: RefSeq, a predicted model, not a curated record
CAUUCAAUAAGUAUCAUACAGUAAAAUAAUUACUGUAAUAGUAUAAUCUUAUAGUUAACUUAUCCAUACAAUAAUAACAUACCAAACAAUUAUGUUAAUUUUUGGCCAAUUAGUCCAAAUUGUUUUAUUAGUAUUAAUAUCAGUAAAUAUUUUGCUAAUCAAGUCUACCACUGAUCUCUGUGAUGAUACUAUUGGUACAAAUACAACACCGACACCUAGUAUUACUAACCCCACCACUACUACCCUUUCAAAAUCAACUACCCCUGAAACUAUAGAGCCUAAAUUGCCUGUAAAAGCUGGAGUACCUAGAGGUGUCGGUUUUACAGUAUCAUUAAGGACUAACAUCACUGGUAAAGACAGACACUUAUGCAGCGGUACUAUAAUCAGUCCGUAUUGGAUACUAACAGCAGCCAGUUGUGUAUAUAAUCGUACCGUUACAAGUACUAAAGUUUUAUUAGGACACUAUGCUGUCAACCAUACCGUUAUAUACGAUCACUAUUCACCCGAAACUAACGAAAACAAUAUAGCAUUGGUUCGCCUAAAGGAAUAUAUUGAACACAUAACUGUAAACUAUGAACUAUCAUUAGGUGACCAACCGGUUGCCAACUGGUCAGUAGCCUAUCUACACGAUUGGGAACCGAAAGAUUAUCGACAUGUGACAAACAUAAACUCCCGGACUAUCGAUUGGAAACAUUGUACGACUAUAAUAGUGUCGGACAACAACACCAAUACAAAUACAACAACAAAAACACCGAUUCUUAAUAGUAAUAAUAUUUGUCUGCUGACCGCCAAAGGAGAGGGUGUCUGUCAUAAAGGACAUGUGGGUGAUGUAGGCGGUGCAGUGACAGUAGAGACACCAAAUAAAUCAGAAAAUAGUGAUGAAAAUAGAAUAACCAGAUUAAUAGGUAUACUAUCGGCUGACCUGUCAUGCGGUCAACUCGACGGCGGUGUCGGCCGACAACCCAAAGUCGUUACCAGUAUUGUACCGUUUCUUCAAUGGAUAAACGAAAAAACCAAAAUAACUGCUAUUAGUAGUAAUAAUAAUAAUAAUACCGACAAUAGGCCGGUAAUUUGUUCAACAGAAUUACAAUAUAGGAGUAAUUUUGGAGGAUUUGGGGCAUCGAUUAGAAAUGAAUUUAAUGAACGUUUGUGCGGCGGAUCUAUCAUUGGUACGAAUUGGAUACUAACGGCCGCCAGUUGUCUACAUAAUCGUCCCUUAUCAAGCAUUUAUGUUGGUAUCGGUGAWGAAGAUUUCAUACAUAAUCAUAGCUACUACGGUGUCGACCAAAUCAUUAUACACGACCAGUACUCGCCAGUGACUAAACAAAACAAUAUAGCACUGGUUCGGGUCGAGCCCUACAUAAGUGAUAAUUCACGGGUAAAUAUAGUUCAAUUGGCCGAUCAACCAGUUAUUGACGACUCGACUUUAGCCGAAAUUACUUAUUCGUCAAAUAUAUGGAGCGGAACAAGUGAUGUCCGUACACUUGGUUGGCAACAAUGUAAGUCUCUAAUGACAAACAAUACCAUCACCACAAACAACACAACAACAAACAUAGACAGUAGUAAUGUUUGUUUGCUGAAGUAUUUUGGUUGUAAAGAUGAUGAUGGUAAUCCAGUAACAAUAGAUAGACAAAAACAAUAUUAUAAUCAGAAAAGCUGUCCUAUAGAUAGAAAACUAUUAAUAGGUAUCCUAACCGAUGACCUGUCCUGCAAGUCUGGUCGACCCGAAGUUAUGAUCAGUAUUAACCCAUAUCUACAAUGGAUUAAACAGAAAACCAAUAUAACUGCUGUUAGUAGUAGUGAUAAUACGACUAAUAAUAAUGAUAUUCAACCGGUAAAUCUGAUUAUUGAAGAUCCGAUAGAUAUAGAUCCAGGAUUCUCUCAUUCAAAAUCUAGAAACACCCGGUUUGGUUUGGGUUAUAUGGCUUCGCUGAUGGACAACCAAUCUAAGCGACAUUUAUGUAGCGGUACUAUCAUUGGUACGAAUUGGAUACUAACGGCUGCCAGUUGUCUACAAAAUCGUACUGUUUCUAGUAUUUUUGUUGGUGUCGGUAGAAAUGAUUACCAAUUAAAUAAUACAUUGUAUACUGUAGUCCAAACCAUUAUACACGACCAGUACUCGCCACUGACUAAACAAAACAAUAUAGCACUGGUUAGGGAUUAGGUUGGUAUAAUACGAUUGGCCGAUAAAAACCAAAAGGUUAUCCAUGAUAGACAACCGGCCCAUAUAGGCGGUUGGGGAUCAAAAACUAUUUGGUGGUUUCUACAAACACUCGAUGUAAAGAUAUUUGAUUGGCAACAAUGUAAGUCUAGGAUAGAAAACAAUACCAUUACUACCAACACUAACACAACAACAAUCAUCGACAGUAGUAAUGCUUGUGUGGUGGCCGACAAAGGAAAGGGAGCCUGUCAUGACGAUGAGGGCGGACCUGUUAUUAGGAAAGUAAUUGAAUAUUCAAAAUAUAUAAACAAAAGAAACAGAACUAUCGACAGACAUCAAGAAAUUAGGGUAAUAAUGGGUGUCCUAUCUAGCGAUCUGUCCUGUGGUCAGUCCGGUCGACCCGAUAUUGUUACCAAUGUUAUCACUUAUCGCGAAUGGAUUAAAGAAAAAACAGGAA